Messenger RNA from Helianthus annuus (common sunflower), 480 nucleotides. Its product is annotated as extensin-3-like. The transcript has a single exon. NCBI's taxonomy places the organism in Eukaryota, Viridiplantae, Streptophyta, Magnoliopsida, Asterales, Asteraceae. The record is from RefSeq and is a predicted model, not a curated record. Bases 1 to 480 code for a protein of 159 amino acids.
AUGCAUUACAUUCCCUCAAAAUCAUUCCAUCCAUCACCCCUGUUUUUUUUCCAUUACAUUCCCUCUUCAUCCUUCAUUAACAACAUCACAACCCACCACCGUUGCUACCACCCACCACCACCGUCAUCCGCUGUCGUCACCCACCUACCGCCGCCACCCACCUCCGUCCCCGCCACUGCUGCCGUCCCCGCCACCCACCGUCGCCACUACCACCUCCGAUUAUCACCACCACCCACCUUCGAUCAUCGUCGCCACCAUUGCCACGACCACCUCCGAUCACCGCCACCACAGCUAUCAACCGCCACCACCGCUACUACCUCCGACCACUGUCGCCGCUGCUACCACCUCCGACCAACCCUGCCACCACCAUCGCCACCGCCGCCACCUACCUCCACUGUCAUCCACCACCACCACCACCGUUGUCACCAUUCGUUGUCGUCUCCACCCACCACCACCGCUGCCGUUACAACUGACACCUAG